This is a messenger RNA of Elgaria multicarinata webbii, 1312 nucleotides long. RefSeq names its product dCTP pyrophosphatase 1 (gene DCTPP1). Gene Ontology annotation, biological process: dCTP catabolic process; DNA protection. The record is from RefSeq and is a predicted model, not a curated record. Gene Ontology annotation, molecular function: dCTP diphosphatase activity. Lineage: Eukaryota; Metazoa; Chordata; Lepidosauria; Squamata; Anguidae. The coding region runs from base 136 to 891 and encodes 251 amino acids. Gene Ontology annotation, cellular component: cytosol. The transcript is spliced from 5 exons.
UUUGUUGAUCGGCGAGGGUGGGUCUAUGGGUUGAACCCCGGGAAAAAGACCCACGUGGCUCUCUAGAAGCGGUUUUGUGUUGGUGGGAGGAUCUUUCCCAGUGGAUCUCGGUUAAUAAUCCAGGCCCGGCUCAUCAUGGCAUCGUCAAAGAGAGGCGAAGGCGAGGAAAAGUACUGCAGCAGCUGGGAGGAGGAGGAGGAUUUGAAAGGCUGGCUUCAGCCGGUGGCAGGAGAUGAGGGCAAGGCGGCCUGCAGGUUCUGCGAAUGUGAGAUGCGUGCGGACUGUGCGGACCUUUGGCAGCAUGCAGCCACCCCUGAGCAUCAAAAACGUGCAACCCCAGGCUCUUCUGUACCCCUCGCUGAUGAGGGGCUUUGUGUUUCUAAGUGCUCUGGUACUGCAUCCACCAUGUUCAGGAGGACAGAGGCAUUACACUCCUCAGCUGGGGCACCAAAGACGAAAGAGGACAAAACAGAUGAGGGGAUGGUUGGUAACGGACUUGGGAACUCAGCUGUGGCCUUCCGGUUCAGCGCAGAGCCCACCUUGGAAGACAUACGAAGCCUCCAAUCUGCCUUCACAGCCGAGCGGGGCUGGGGGAAGUACCACCAGCCUCGGAACCUGCUCCUCGCCCUGGUCGGGGAGGUCGGGGAGUUGGCGGAGCUCUUCCAAUGGCGGGAAGACGCCCCCGAAGGCCUGCCGGGAUGGACGGCGUCAGAGCGCGACGCCCUCUCGGAUGAGCUCAGCGAUGUCCUCAUCUACCUGGUGGCACUGGCGGACAAAUGCCGUGUGGACCUCCCCUCCGCGGCCCGCCGUAAAAUAGAGAAGAACCGCCUCAAGUACCCGGCUGAUCAAGUCUUUGGGUCCUCCAAGAAAUACACGGAGUAUCAGAAAUAAAAGCAGCCGCUGCCUCUUCCUCAGAGCCAGGAGCAGUGAGGAACUUACCGGUGGCUUUCCGAGGCUCCCUUCCUCUAGCCCCGAGUUGCAAGGAUCCAAAUGAUGCAGGGAUUUAAGACCUCAUCCGGACUAACAGCCCAAAGCAGGAACCUACUUCGUUUUAGCCUCUUGAGCUUUGAUUCAAAGGUCGUAGCGUGUGCGCGUUGCGGGCGAUAUUGUCGCUGUCAGUUCAGGGGUGGGCGACUUGUGGUCCUCCAGACAUUUUUGAGCUUCAAAUCCCAUUAGCCCUAGCCAAUGGUGGAAUGAUGGGAGUUGUAGUCCAACAACAUCUGGGGGGGGCACAAGUUUCCUCCCCCUGUGUGGCUUCCUCACCCUCUUAUUCUUGUGAAGCGGGGAUGGACAACCUGCAUCCCUGCCAUCA